Paramormyrops kingsleyae is the source of this 4889-nucleotide messenger RNA. Its product is annotated as rap1 GTPase-activating protein 1. Gene Ontology annotation, molecular function: GTPase activator activity; protein binding. Lineage: Eukaryota; Metazoa; Chordata; Actinopteri; Osteoglossiformes; Mormyridae. Gene Ontology annotation, cellular component: cytoplasm. The record is from RefSeq and is a predicted model, not a curated record. Gene Ontology annotation, biological process: regulation of small GTPase mediated signal transduction.
AGCGCACAACCCACACGUAAAACAUUAAAUUAAUUCACCGGUUCACAUGAACAACACAUCGAUGGGCUGUAGGAGGGUGAGAAAUUGCAAUAAACCUAGAUUUUAAAUGUGAGACAAGUAACCUGCAGUAAACUAGGUAGAGUAUGAAUCAAUACAUAGAAAUGGUAUACUCAUUACAGUCAAGCGUAUCUCAUAUUAGUCCUGUUCUCUUUCCAGGGAACCUUCUGCGCUUUAAGUCAUGUGACAGCCGACUAUUCUGCACAUCUGAAGAAAGGCAGAGGGACGGAGAUCUCGCAUCAGAAGCGCGGAGGGGCAGAUGCUGUUUGCUGAUGCUCCUGAGCCUCGCUCGGCGCCUUUUCGCUUUGCGCCAUAAAGGUCUCCGCCGCGGAAAAGUGCGCAGAUUUCCGAAGGCUUCGCUCACCUGCCCCGGCGCUUGGGUGAACGCCCAGAUCCUCCGGAGUUUUCCCACUAACUGCAAGGCUGAGGACUUCUUUUCUGCUUCAUACUGGAGGGUUGACAAGACCUUUUCCCAGACUAGAAGUACUUGGGAACAGGAUGGGCAGAUUCAGCAGGGCCUUAACUCUGUAGAGUCACCACUAGCCCAGCCCCACAGCCCACCCCCACACUCCGCCCCCCUGUUCCUGAAGGGCAGCAGAAUGGAUGAACAGAGGUGCACAUUUCCUCCCCCGCUUAAGACUGAGGAAGACUACAUCCCCUACCCCAGCGUGCAUGAGGUGCUGGCUCGGGAAAGACCCUUCCCACUGAUCCUACUGCCCCAGUUUGGAGGGUAUUGGAUCGAGGGGACCAAUCAUGAGUUAGGCGGGGAAAUCGACCCGGAGCAGCUGCAGUCUCCGGCUUCCCGAGUCAAGUUGGAGAGCAACACUACAGCCAAGAUAUACAGGAAGCACUUCAUGGGCAAGGAGCACUUUAACUACUAUUCCAUGGACAGCGCCCUGGGACACCUGGUCUUCUCCAUGAAGUAUGAUGUCAUUGGGGACCAGGAGCACCUCCGUCUGCUGCUAAGGACAAAGGCAAAGACAUAUCAUGACGUGAUCCCGAUAUCCUGCCUAACAGAGUUCCCCAACGUUGUCCAGAUGGCCAAGCUUGUGUGUGAGGAAGUGAACGUGGACCGGUUUUACCCUGUUCUCUACCCAAAGGCAUCAAGGCUCAUUGUCACUUUUGAUGAACAUGUCAUCAGCAACAAUUUCAAGUUUGGAGUCAUCUAUCAAAAGUUUGGGCAGACUUCAGAGGAGGAGCUGUUUGGUAACAGUGAGGAGAGUCCAGCCUUCAUGGAGUUCCUGGAGUUCCUGGGUCAGAAGAUUGAGCUACAUGAUUUCAAAGGUUUCCGAGGUGGGCUGGAUGUGACCCAUGGGCAGACCGGUACCGAGUCUGUCUACCACAACUUCCACAACAAGGAGAUCAUGUUUCACGUGUCCACCAAACUGCCGUACACAGAGGGAGACUCCCAACAGCUCCAGCGGAAGCGGCACAUCGGGAACGACAUUGUGGCCAUCGUGUUCCAGGAAGAGAGCACACCCUUUGUGCCAGACAUGAUUGCAUCCAACUUCUUGCAUGCCUACGUGGUCGUCCAGGUGGUGAACCCCUGCUCGGAUAAUGUCCUGUACAAGGUGUCUGUGACAGCCAGAGACGAUGUGCCCUUCUUCGGACCCGCCCUCCCAGAUCCGGCAGUAUUCAGGAAGGGCCCAGAAUUCCACGAGUUCCUCCUCACCAAGCUCAUCAACGCCGAAUACGCUUGCUAUAAGGCCGAGAAGUUUGCCAAGCUGGAGGAGCGCACACGGACUGCCCUGCUAGAGACGCUGUACGAAGAGCUCCACGCCAACAGUCAGGCCAUGAUGGGCCUGGGGGGCGAGGACGAGAAGCUGGAGAAUGGCAGUGCAGGAGGGGGAGGCUUCUUUGAGUCCUUCAAGAGGGUGAUCCGCAGCAGAAGCCAGUCUAUGGACACCAUGGGCCUCAGUAACAGGAAGCCACACACAGUCUCCACUAGUCACAGUGGCAGCUUUAGCCACAAUGCCCCGGAGACCCCAAAAGCCCCGGGGAUAUCAUUGCUUGUCCCGGGGAAAAGUCCCAGUAGAUACGGACGUCGUGGAAGCGCCAUAGGGAUAGGAACUAUAGAAGAGGCACUGAUCAUUCCGGGGAAGAGUCCCACCAGGAAGAAGUCCGGGCCCUUCAGCUCCCGGAGGAGCAGUGCCAUUGGCAUCGAGAACAUCCAGGAGGUGCAAGAGAGGAGCAGGGAGUGCUCCCCCAGCACACAAAAGACUCCUGACAGUGGGCACGUCUCUCAGGACAUUAAAUCACAGAAUUCGUCCAAUCAGAGCUCUCCUGAGAUGCCCACCAUGAAGAACAGCUCUGCCAUGUGUUGCAGGGCUCCCUCUAUCCCAGAGGGGGAUCUGUCUCGCUCCUCAUCCAAUGCCAGCAGCUUCGCCAGCGUGGUGGAGGAGAAUGAAAACGAGGCCUUGGAGGAGUAUGACACCGGUCUGGAGAGUCUCUCAUCUUCUGGGACCCCACACAAGCGGGACUCCUUCGUCUACAGCUCCUGGGUAGAAGACAGCACCAGCAUCACCAGCCGAGGCAGUACGACAGCUGCCUCCCAGCCCCAGACUGCUGACACAUCGCAGACCGAGACCCGCGCCAAGGCCGAGCAGCCGAAGAACAGCAAACCAUUAUCGCAGAACUGCUAGCCCCUCCCACCUGCCCGCGUCAUGGAUGCCCAUCAACAGCUUUCACAUAAGAGACCCCCCAUGGAGGAAGCUUGGGGAGGUAUGGGGUUUGCUGGCUCAGAGGACGAGGACGACCCAAGCUGGCCAGCUGGCCGGUGAACAUCAGCCGCCUGCAGAAGGUCUCUGCAGCCCAACGAAGGUCCACCACAUCAACCCAGCCAUGUGGACUCGCAAAGACCAUCCCGGCAAUCUGCCCCAUCCCACUACCACGCUCGUGUUCCUCUGACCACACGCCUGCUUGGAGACACUCUGGGCAAGAGGCAUGGCUGCGGUGAAAAGGCAGCUUCCCCGGUGCCCGAGAAGGUCGCAGUCAUGCCUGUCCGCUUAAUCUCCCUCCAAAAUGACAGCCCUGCAUCCAAUGAACUGGCUGCAGCAAGCUCCGAUUGGAGGAGACGUACUUACAUCACAUGCAUGUAUGGUAGACUGGACAGGUCAAAACCAGCAUCUUAAAUUAUUAAAAUCACAUCUGGGUAACUUCGAUGCAACUGGCACCUUGAAUUACUGAACAAUGUCAUGGUUUUGCAUACAUAAGCUAAUAUGCUGGAUGCUGAAAUAUGAACCUUUCUGACUGAAGCAGGGUGGUGACUUCUAACAGAGCUGUGGCUGCGACAUUCUGAACUGGCAUGAAUAUGCACUUGAAGUAAAUGACACAGACACAAGUCUUGGCACCUUCGAUGGGAUUUUCACACUGGAAAGUAUCAGAGCCUACUUGUUUUUAAGGCCUGUCUAUUUCCGAAUUCUCAUACACUGGUCUUUUAAAAGCCUGUAAUGCCUGUUUUGUUUCGUCUUCUUCUUCGUGUUGUCCUAAGCCGACAUCGUGACUUGCAACCUAGUUUGUCGAUCACCGGUGUGCCAAAGCGGAGAUCGUGUGCGUUUGCUGGACUAGCUCACCGUAUCCACUAGAUGGCACUGUUUCCACAUCACUAAAUUGCCGUCCUACUAGUCCUUGAGUUCCGUUUAAAAAGAAAAUCGAUGUAUUUGUUACUUUGCUUGUUUGAGGCAAGAUUUGUUUGCAAUAUUACUUAUAAGUGAAUAUUUGAUGUGUGAAAAGACUGAUUUUCAAUUAAUUUAAAAGUGGUUUGAGUGUAAAUGUAACUAAGGCAAAUGAUGUAAACACUUCUAAAAACUUAAUAACGUCAUUUCCAAUAGGCCUACAUCCGACCGUAUUGUAUCUAUAUUGUCUUUUUUAUUACUUUCGAAUCAAAAGAGAUGCCAUUUACGAGCUUAAAUUGUCGUUUAACCUUACUUGUGAUCUUCUGAAGAACAAUACUGUGAAAUAUGUUGCCUUUCCGAAAUAUUUUUAAAAUAUACAGUUUAAAAGUAACUUAUAAUGGAAGUUAGCAGCUUGACCAAAAUCAACACAGAGCUUAUAACCCUUACGCUGAAUGUAACACCAUGUUAGACCAGGCCGAUCAGACAUGGUAUCAGCAGUAACAUUGUGGUCUCGUUGCUUUUACUGUUGGACUCGGACUAAUUUAAUAUAUUAAAAUACCGCUUUUGUUUUCUGCUAUUUAAAUCUUAUGGAUAAAUAAAAACAAAUCUGCAGGUUGACUGCAAUAUUGCUUUGCCGUAAUUUUCUCUAUAAAGCAAAUACGCACCAUUUCGGUUUGUUUUUAAGAUCAUAACAGAACAAAUUAAAUACAUCUUAACGUAAACCUUACUUUUCAUGGGUUAGGAGGCGUCACGGGAAGAGCUGGAUCUAAAUUGUCUUUCUGCUAAUUUGAUAACAACAUGAAGGAAGUUUACCUACGACACUGGCAAAGACAUGGCAAUGCUCGGUCUUCUGGUGUUUCUUGUAGGCUGUCUAGAUAUUGUUUAUGAGAGGAUUGCGCCACAAGGAAGGUUAAAUAACCUAAAAUCACUAUUAUCCUCUUUAUUCAAAGGAAAACUUCGCGUAGCGCAGUCCUGACGCCGCCUUGCGUCAGUGGUCUGUCUGCUGCUGGUAAAAUGAAUUGAUCAAAAGCUGUUAAAACAUUUACUGCUUCUACCAAUGUUGUAUUUCCAGCACUGCUGAAUGAUGGCGAUUGUAGGUCAUUUUAAAAGUCAGAUGAGAUAUCUUGCUCCAGAGUUAUAGCUGUAAACAUUGCACUGUUCUUUCGCAAAUAGAAAAUAAAGAAAUUUAAUGAAGAAUCUGGUUUCUGCAUACCAGAA